Messenger RNA from Symbiodinium sp. CCMP2456, 1341 nucleotides. The record is from the annotation of a GenBank genome assembly. NCBI's taxonomy places the organism in Eukaryota, Dinophyceae, Suessiales, Symbiodiniaceae.
AUGGUUACAAUGCAGCGGUCGGCACUUUGGGUGCUGGCUUUUUUCCCGUGCUGUGUAGAUGCCGCCUCUUUACGACGGAGUAAGAUGACCUUCAUCGAGGAACAGAUGUCCAUGCAGAUGAAGCUCAUGAUGCCAGAGAGGGCGACCCUGAACAACAUCGAGGCAUCCGUCCUAAACAUGGCGAAGCUGAGACAAUCCAAGCACGGAGAGGGUGGGAGCAACCUGACUGGCUUCCUGGACCAGAUCCAGGGCCUGAUCGACAAGACUAUGAAGACCAACAUCGUCACAAGGCAGAAUCAGACACAGCUGGAUCUGGAUUCGGCUUGGGCCAACCUUAGCACCUGCCCGCAUCCCAACGACACGGACUUUGUAGAUACGCUCGCCGAGCUCGACAAAGGUCACACAGAAUGCAGAACGACCCAGGACACCAUGUGGUCUACCUACAAGCAGACGUGCAUCACUGAGAGAGAGAUCUUCGAAAACGAGAAGAAGGCUAUCUGUGAUCAGUACAAGAGCAUCAACGUCUUUCCGAACCCGACGACCACCUGCGUGAUGGCCGAGGGCACCGCGGUUCCAACCAUCGGCAACUACUUGACUGCAAUGGAGGAACACUUCACCAAGAAGCACGAGACGCUGAAGGAGUGGAAGGACAAGUGCGACACCGCCCUUGCUACUCCGUUCCCGGGCGACCCGUUGUGCUUCGAGAAGGUUUGUACAUACUACGACAAGAAGAUCGACUGCGACAAGAAGCAAGCGACUUUCGAGCAGAAAUCCUGUGAUUUGCAUCGCACCUACCGCUGUAGCAGCUACAUGAGCUGCUAUGAUCAGCGCAAGGACGUCUAUGGGAACGUCGUCUCCCUGGCAAAGGAGAGCGAAGUGGCGGCGAAAGCUGAGUGGAGGGCCGUCAAAAGGAUUGAGUGUCUCAUCAACGCCCUGCGGGUCGCAGAGAGCGAGCUGGAAGGAGCCAUUGAUGCGUGCAAGGCCAAGAGGCACACGACGGAGGCUGUUGAGUUGACGUACCGCGGUGAUCCUCCAGCAGCAAGAUCCUGCCAGGAGGUCUACUUGCAGCCCGGAUCUGCAGUGUUCUCGAGCACAUGGUACACUGGCAUGCCUGUUGAUGCUCCCGCCGCGAGCUGUGCCUCCUCGUGUUGCAUGGCCGAGGCGUUCAACCCGACGUAUCCUUCGACAGUGACUUGCCCCUAUGUCCCCGCAUCCGCAGUCACGACAACGACGACGACCACUACCACCACGAAACAGGCGGCCCCCGCCUUCAUGGCGAAUUCGCCGUCGCCUUUCUUAGGCAGCGGCAUGACCUUCGGUGCCGGGAUGUUUAGCAGAUAG